AUGGCGGCCUUCCGCGACAUGGAGGAGGUGAGCCAGGGGCUGCUGAGCCUGCUGGGUGCCAACCGCGCCGAGGCGCAGCAACGGCGGCUGCUGAGGCGCCACGAGCAGGUGGUGGAGCGGCUGCUGGAGACGCAAGACGGUGCCGAACAGCGGCUGCGAGAGGUCCUCACUGCGGAGAAGGAGGUGGCCCAGAGCCUCCUCAACGCGAAGGAGCAGGCACACCAGGGCGGCGCCGAGUUGCAGCAGCUUGAAGCCGAGCUUCAGAGGGCCAGCGAGGAGGACGCCCGUCUGAAGGCCAGCCUCCUAUAUCCUUUCCUGUGUCUCAGCAGAGAGCUGGAGGAGCUCAAGGAGAUCGAGACUGAUCUUGAAAGACAAGAGAGGGAGGUUGACGAAGACACGACAGUCACCAUCCCUUCAGCCGUGUAUGUGGCUCAACUUUAUCGCCGAAUUAGUAAAAUUGAGUGGGAUUAUGAAUGUGAGCCGGGGAUGAUCAAAGGCAUCCAUCAUGGCCCCAGCGUUGCUCAGCCCAUCCACCUGGACAGCACCCAGCUCUCCAAGAAAUUCAUCAGCGACUAUCUCUGGAGCUUGGUGGACACAGAGUGGUAGCCAGGAGCCUCUGGGACUGCAUCGUACAGUCCCACACAGUGGGAAUCAGCCCGUGGUGGGUGGUCAGUGCCUCAGUGGUGAGAUCAGCUUAAAAUUAAAUGUUUAUACGUAAA
This is a messenger RNA of Lagenorhynchus albirostris (white-beaked dolphin), 719 nucleotides long. It is a transcript of the gene SPC24, whose product is annotated as SPC24 component of NDC80 kinetochore complex. The record is from RefSeq and is a predicted model, not a curated record. The coding region runs from base 1 to 606 and encodes 201 amino acids. Lineage: Eukaryota; Metazoa; Chordata; Mammalia; Artiodactyla; Delphinidae. The transcript has 5 exons.